UAAAAAAUAAUUUCUUUAGAAAAAAAGUUGGAAAAGACAGAGAUAGCUCAGUUAGGGUGGGGAAAGGUAGGGGAUAUGGAUCGAUGAAAAGUUGAUUCUUUUAACCAAUUCACAAGCGUACGUUCUCCGCUCCCGUUAGGCGGGAUAUCGUUGGUAUUAACCAAUGGACGUCAAGUAGCACGAGGUAAUCAACUGUAACCGAAUGUAAUAGUGCAAGAAUCUCAGGUGCUGCGUCCUGACUUUUAGCGUAUGCUAUGGUGUUAUUCGUACGAUAGCACAUAGCAUCAUCAUUAUCAUCCCUGUAACGUUUGCGUACGUGUCGAUCGGAUUAGCUGUACUCGCUAGCUAUUCUGUGAUCAUUUCGUUCGAUCAGUUAUUUAGUUUGGAUCGUUUGGAUCGUUCUCAUUGUCAUUUGGAUCAGUUCUCUCGCGAUGGUUCGCGUCUACAUAUUCAUCGAAAUCUGCUUUACAUUGAUCCUAUUCAAGAACGUCGACUCUGUAUUACCACCAUAUAUAAAAGCGUGUAAAAGACAUGAUCCUAAAAUAAACGAAUGUAUCAUGAAUUCGAUCGAGGAACUUCGAGGGAAAUUGGCUGAAGGUAUUCCUGAACUCGAUGCACCGGCUAUCGAACCACUCAAAUUAAAUCAAAUUCGUUUAUUGAGAGGACCUACCGGGGCUAGGCUCGAUAUCAAUCUAACCGACAUUGAGGUAAACGGACCGUCGACCUUUAAAGUACGUGACCUCAAAGCAAACACCGAUGACGUGGUCUUCACUUUCAAGGUCAGCUUUGGAAAGCUUAAUUUUCAAGGAAAAUAUCAGAUAGAUGCUAGAUUGCUUUUACUUAAGCUUGCUGGACAGGGUGAACUCGUUGGUAACUUCACUGGAUAUGAUUCCGACGUUGUCUUGAAAGCACAAAAAAUUUAUAGAGACAAUAACGUUUAUUUACAUUUUGAAAGAAUGAAACUAAAUAUACGAAUUGGUUCUGCUAAUGUUUAUCUAAGCAAUUUAUUUGGUGGCGAUCCAGUUCUAGGACCAGCCAGUAACGAGAUCAUAAAUGCUAAUAGCGCACUAUUGUUAGAAGAGAUUAGACCAGUGAUGGAAUCAUCGUUAGCUGAUCUUUUUACCAAUGUUUCCAAUAAAAUCGUCAAAUCCUUUACGUACGACGAACUGUUCCCAGAAAAUUGAACGAAUUCUAGACAAAUUAGAAUCUGUUACGUCAAAUUCAUCUAAUUAACGACAGCACACUUCAGGUUUUUCAAAGAUUGUGCCGAUACUUUCAUAAACAGCAUAAUACUCGAAAGAAGAUAAAACAAUAAACAAAAAAAAAA
Molecule: messenger RNA, 1327 nt
Organism: Vespula pensylvanica (western yellowjacket)
Lineage: Eukaryota; Metazoa; Arthropoda; Insecta; Hymenoptera; Vespidae
Product: putative beta-carotene-binding protein
Exons: 6
Coding region: 432-1184 (250 amino acids)
Source: RefSeq, a predicted model, not a curated record